GAGGCGACGAGGGCCAGAGCGGCCUCGGAGCAGCUUCUCCUGCUCGUGGGACAGCUCCAGGGUACUUCGGGCGCCGUUCUCCCAUUGCAUUUUGAAGGUGGGGAUCCCGCCCUCCACUUUUCCCCAAUAUUGCAUUUCGGGGGACCUUUCGCAGGGAACGGUCCUGGGCUCCGGACAUGCCCCGAGAUCUUUGUUUGACAACCCGGGACUCGCCCAGGCUGCUUUGCCCGGGGCUUCGGGAGUAGAGCCCCCGAUUGAGGGGGUGGGGUCCCCCAGGCCAGGGACAAGAAGUGGCCUGGCUGGGGGAGCCCGGGAAUGGUCUGACUUGGAGGUGGGGAAGGAGGUCCAGCGCUGCAAAAUCCCCAGCCUCCAGCCCCAUCCAGCCGCCAGGGCUCCCCGCGUCAGAGCGAACCCGAGUUCGGGAGAUGAGCACCCAGCUGGACCGCCUGUCGGUGACCUCGUCCUCCACCGGCUCUUUGGGCUCGGCGGCAGGGGCGGCGGCUGGCUCGGCUGGCAGCGGGCUCCGGUUGCUGUCGGGCAACGUGCGCAAGCUGCACCAUGCACUUAACUUGCUGCUGAGCGAUGCGGAGCGGGAGCAGUUCACUCAUUGCCUGAAUGCUUACCACUCGCGGAGGAACGUCUACGACCUGGUGCGGACCCUGCGCCUGCUGCUUGACAGCCCGGACAAGCGGCAGCUGCUGCCUAUGCUGCGCCUGGUCAUCCCGCGCUCCGACCAGCUGCUCUUCGACCAGUACACGUCCGAGGGGCCCUAUCUCAAAUCCCACAUCGCAUCGGCCCCUGGGGGCGCCAACGGGGCUGGACCGGGGCUGCUGGACGGUGCGGCCGCUGCCUCUCCUCCUCCAGCCGCCUACUGGCUCCCGCAGCCCCAGUCACUGUCCAGCCGACCGUCCCAAGUGGACUUCGGUUCUGGCCCAGAGGGGACGCCCCCGGAGGAACUGCGCGGGGAGAUCCGGCUUGUGAGUCUUAGGAGAAGCAAGACCAACGAGGGUCUCGGCUUCAGCAUCCGAGGUGGCUCCGAGCACGGCGUGGGAAUUUACGUGUCCCUGGUGGAACCUGGCUCCCUGGCGGAGAAAGAAGGGCUAAGGGUGGGCGACCAGAUCCUGAGAGUAAACGACAAGUCUUUGGGCCGAGUGACCCAUGCUGAGGCAGUCAAGGCACUGAAAGGGUCCAAGAAGCUAAUCUUGUCUGUGCAUUCUGUCGGACGCAUCCCAGGGGGCUACGUCACCAAUCACAUCUAUACCUGGGUGGAUCCUCAUGGCCGAAGCAUCUCUCCCCCUGGGGGUCUUCCCCAGCACCAGAGCAGCUCCCUCCGGAGGCAGGAAGGGGAGAGGAGGAGCAUCCUGCAGUUUCUUCCAGAGGGAGAUGAGAAAAAGGUGAACCUGGUACUUGGUGAAGGGAGGUCCCUGGGCCUCAUGAUAAGAGGAGGAGCAGAGUAUGCCUUGGGGAUUUAUAUCACUGGUGUGGAUCCAGGGUCUGAAGCAGAAAGCAGUGGUCUCAAGGUCGGGGACCAGAUCCUGGAAGUUAACGGGAAGAGUUUCUUGAGCAUUCCUCACGAUGAAGCCGUCAAGCUGCUGAAGUCAUCGAAGCAUCUCAUCAUGACAGUGAAGGAUGUGGGGAGGCUGCCCCACGCCCGAACCACCGUGGAUGAGACCAAGUGGAUUGCCAGCUCCCGGAUCGGAGAGACGCUGGUGAACUCAGCAGGGAUACCUGGGGAUCUCACAGGAGAAGGGCCAGCAAAGCUGGGAUUCUACAAGGGGCCAGCCAGGUCCCAGGUCACUCUGAGCAGCAUGGUCAACCAGACCCGGGUCAUCUUAGAGGAACAAGCCCGGCAUCUGCUUAAUGAGCAGGAGAGAGCAACCAUGGGCUACUACCUAGAUGAGUACAAGGAAAAUAACAUCCAUGUGGAUGCCCUCAUCAUGGCUCUGUUUGAACUACUCAACACCCAAGCCAAGUUUUCCCUUCUAUCUGAGGUGAGGGGUCUGAUCUCCCCCCAUGACCUCGAUCGCUUUGACAACAUGGUGCUGAAACGGGAGAUUGAGUCCAUGAAGGCCCGGCAGCCAUCCUGCACUGGCACGGACACUUACUCUGUGGUGUCUUACAGUGACACCGGCUCCUCUUCUGGUAGCCAGGUCACUUCUACCACGGUCAGCUCCGCUCGAGAGCGGCUCUUAUGGUUAAUAGACCUAAUGGAGAAUACUCUGGACCUUGAAGAGACUGGAGAAGUAAUCCAGGGCAGUAUCAAUGCUCUGCCAGAUAUUUCCUUGGAUGAUGUCACAUCUCUUUCUGAGGCACCAACCAACUUCAAGCCUCCACCACCACCUCCUCCAGCUCAGUCCCUUGACUCUUCUGUUCCCCAGCAGAGAAAGACCGGGAAAGACAAUCUCAAACGCCCUUCUUCAGCGUCUUCUCAAUCGGGCCUUUUCUUCACAGCACCCUGCGACAUUAGGUCACCAACCGGCCAACCAGAGAGGGACACAGCCAGCACCCCAUCCACUGGAGUCACUUCCUCUACAGAGGGGUCUCUUGCCAGCCCCAUCUAUGCCACAAUUUCUCCAGCCAAUCACAGCUCGAAGAGACCAAUGGAUACACACCUGUCAUUUGUCAACCAGCACCCAAUAGGCCCCUUCCCCAGGGUCCAAUCUCCAACUCAUCUGAAGGGCAUGUCCCUCGAAGCUUCCUCAGGGAGCAGCCUCCCAAGUCCUCCUCUUCCCUCUCCUCCUGCUGUCCCUAUUCCCCUCAAUAAGACCAGCCCCGAGUCAGGAACAAAUCAUCACUUUGUCAUGGUGGAAGUACACCGGCCAAACAGUGAACCAGAUGUGAACGAAGUGAGGGCCCUGCCACAGACUCGAGCUGUUCUCCCGCUAUCACCCCCAGCAGCCUCUACCCUUUCCCAGCUGUCAGACAGUGGGCAGACUCUCAGUGAAGACAGUGGCGUGGACACUGGGGAGGCAGAGGCCAGCAGCAAGGACCGGGGCCGACAGCAGGCAUCCAUGAAGGGAAGAGGCAGCAAGGACCUCCCCCGGAAUGAGGGAGCAGCGGAGACAGCCACCAAACCGCCUGGCCUCCUGGAGCCCACAUCCUCUCUGAUCCGAGUGAUGAAGAGCGCAGCCACCUUGGGUAUUGCUAUUGAGGGUGGUGCUAAUACUCGACAGCCCCUGCCAAGGAUCGUCACCAUCCAGAGAGGCGGCUCUGCCCACAACUGUGGGAAGCUGAAGGUGGGUCAUGUGAUCUUGGAGGUGAAUGGCAUGACAAUGCGGGGCAAAGAACACCGGGAGGCCGCCCGCCUCAUUGCUGAAGCCUUCAAGAUGAAGGACCGGGACUAUGUGGACUUCCUGGUUACGGAGUUCAAUGUGAUGCUUUAGGGGAAGGACCCCCAGAGCCAAGUAGAAAGAUGGCCCAAGAGAGAGUGCCCAGGAUCCAAGUAACUAAGUGCAGUGGCGGCUCUGAUGAGCUCUGUGUUGUGUCUCACACGUGUAAAACUGCACGUAGCUCCACGUCAAACAGAUGCUCCUUCCCAGAUCCCUAGUGCCCCCCUCCUGGCUGUGGCAAGGUGAUGUGACACGCCUGUUCCAGCCAGCCCUCCAGCCCAGAUUAGGGCCCACCUACUCCCCUUGCCCUCAGGGAGGGUCUCGUUCCCAGGCACACGGUCAAGCUGGCUGCUGGCAGAACAGACAGACAGACAGACAGACAGACAGACAGAUCUUAGCAUCCCCUGGUUUAGCAGUCCACUCCAACAGAGCCCAGAGAGCAGGAACGAAGAUGGGGAAACAGGGAAGGACUAAGAACAAGGAAGAGGCCCAGGAGGGAGGGAAAGCAAGAACUCUAAGGAAAGAACAGAAGAGGAGCUUAAGCUUUUGUUCACCCCUCCCCUGACCUGCUCACCGUUGUCACUACGUGGCUCCGCCUCUGUGUUAAGGGGCAUUUCCUGUCUUUACCAUGUGCGCGGCUCUGUUGUCCUUCACCUUCACCCUGAACCCUUUGGAAUCCUUCCUGAGUUGGGUUAGAGGUUUUUCUGCCCUGCCUGCCAGCUCUGGCCUCCUCUCCGCCUUCUCCCACUUGUGCCCCUUGAAGAGAGGAAUGUGUCCCAUCUGCCCCAGAGGAGCUUGGCUCCAUUUAGUAUCCCCUCUCCUUCCUCUGAGAAACUGUUAGCCAGAGCAGGGGUGAAGAGAGAGCUCUGGGGUCUUGGCUCUGCCAGAGGUUGGUCCCCGGGAAAUGCCCUACAGCAAUCUGAGUGCCACAGACUGGGUGGGCAGCAAGUGCCCUCCUGCCCUGGCUGUUUAUUCCACCCAGCUUACUUCUCCGCUCUCUUACUCAUUAUUUAUUUUCUACCCUGUCAGCCAUGGAUCCCAAGCUCCCCCCUCUCCAGCACCUGUCCUGUCUGGCCACCCUGUGCACAGCCUAACAAUGGAUGCCUUGUAAAUGGCCAGCAAUGUCAGUGUAUUUAUAUAAAGAGCUUGUGACUUUAAUUUUUCAAUAAAUCUAACAUGUUAGGAAAAA
This is a messenger RNA of Vombatus ursinus (common wombat), 4518 nucleotides long. Its product is annotated as whirlin-like. The transcript is spliced from 13 exons. Bases 426 to 3383 code for a protein of 985 amino acids. Gene Ontology annotation, biological process: sensory perception of sound; auditory receptor cell stereocilium organization. The record is from RefSeq and is a predicted model, not a curated record. Gene Ontology annotation, molecular function: protein binding. Lineage: Eukaryota; Metazoa; Chordata; Mammalia; Diprotodontia; Vombatidae. Gene Ontology annotation, cellular component: cilium; stereocilia ankle link complex; photoreceptor inner segment.